Molecule: messenger RNA, 1362 nt
Organism: Dioszegia hungarica
Lineage: Eukaryota; Fungi; Basidiomycota; Tremellomycetes; Tremellales; Bulleribasidiaceae
Exons: 4
Coding region: 1-1362 (453 amino acids)
Biological process (GO): ribosomal large subunit biogenesis
Cellular component (GO): nucleolus; preribosome, large subunit precursor
Molecular function (GO): protein binding
Source: RefSeq, a predicted model, not a curated record
AUGCCAAGGACGUUCAACUUUCUCGCCCCUUCCCUCCACCCCAACACCCUCACUGAGCUCUCCAUCCCCGAAGCUGGACCUUCAGCACCCGAGCCAGUAGUCAGGCACCUCGCUAUCAAGUAUGGCGCCCAUCAACCUGUCGGAAGUGUGAAGCGGAUCGUGGAAAGUGGGGCAGACGAGAUUGUUGUUGUGGAUGACGCAUAUCGGAUCUCGACAUUAUCACUAGGGAAAGACGAAGAGGGAAAUGCUACACCGCCAGAAAUGGUCAGGCAAUAUCAAGCAACAGGAAAAGCUGGGAAUGUCUGGGCAGGGCUCGCCUCGGUCGAAGCAGGAACGCUAGCAGCACUAUCAUCGGGCGCUCUGUAUCUGAUACCAAAUAGCGGAGACGAUGUACGGAGUACAAACAUACCCGGCCCACCCACAUGUAUUGCUUCUUCCUCGAACAGCGCCACGGCGUUCGCUGCGGCAGGCAAGGAGGUGGAUGUUUCGCUGUGGGAUGUGGAGCGGACGUUCGGGUCGUCAAGAGAGCCUGCGACGAACGGGAAGAGCGGGAAGCGGAAGAAGACGGAGUUGCAAGAAGGGGAGAUAUGGCAAGCGAAGAAUCUCGCUCACGACUCCCUCAACCUCCGCCCACCAGUCCACCACCUUGCCCUCACUUUCGCCCCCAACUCAACCACCUCCCUCAUCAGCGGCACAAAAUCCGGCUCUGUUCGUCGAUACGACACCCGCCAGCGCAAACCCGUCUCGGACUGGAAACUCGCUCGUGAAGGCGGGAUCGGCGCCAUCGCAUUCGGAACAAACGAGCACGAUCUGUUCUACGCGGACCGCUCAUCCCUCCUCGCUGCGGUAGACAUGCGGACUGGAAAAAUGCUCUACAGCAUCCCAUCAACAUGUACGGUGCACCACCUCCUCUCGUUCCCGUCGAUCGAGGAGGCGCCCACGGCGCUCACGUCCGGUCGCCGGAUAGGAUUGGCGGGAAUCAGCUCGGACGCGUCAUUACGGGUCUACGCGACGACGCCUACGCCGGCCGAGGGAGCUAAGGGGAAUUGGGGCGGAGAGGGCAAGAAGGGAGAUGUGAUGACUAUGGUGGGCGGUGUAGGGGUGGGUGGGUUCGUGUGGAGGGGAUACGGGCAGGUGGCGAAGGUCAAGCCGGAGAAGAAGGCGGGGGCGGAGGAUGAUGAGGACGAUAGUGAGGGAGAGGAGGAGGAAGUUUGGGAUGGGAUGAAUGAGGUGGGGGAGGGAGAGGAUAGUGAUGAUGAGGAGGAGGACGUGGAGGAUAGUGAUGAGGAGGAGGAAGAGGCGCCACCGGUCAAGCGGACGAAGCAGGUACAGCAGAAGCAGAAACCGAAGGGCCGGAGAUAG